AUGGUGUCUUUAUUCAAAGAAAAGAAAUGUGACGUGCUAAUUUGUGGUGCAGGUCCCGUUGGCCUAUUCCUCGCCAAUGAAUUAGCUGAUUUUGAAAUUAAUUUCCGUAUCAUUGAAAAGGUCAAAAAGCUUCCGAAUUUUUCAAAGGCUCUCUUAGUAGCACCCAGAACUUUGGAAAUUUUUGAUAAUAGGGAUCUUAUCGGACCAUUUUUGGAACAUGGUGUCAAAGUAAAAGAUUUUUGUGUAUACCAAAGCACUUCAAACAUUAGUAACCCGCUUAAAGUCAACAUGAGUAGCAUGAACACCACCUUUCCCAUUGGAUUAAUGGUCCGUCAAAAUAAGACUGAUGAUUAUCUAAUUGAUGCUCUACACAAAAAGAAAUCAAUAGGAAAGAAAAAUGUUCCUAAUGUUGAAUUCGGCAUGGAACUGUUGAGUCACAAAGAAGAGAAUGACCAUAUUAUUGCUGUUGUAAAGAAUUUAAAUAAUAAUGUUGAAGAAGAAAUUCGUUGUCAGUAUUUGGUAGGGUGCGAUGGUGUACAUUCCGGUGUCAGGAAAGGAAUAAGUGACUGGACUUAUCAAGGUCAAACUUUGAAAUCUUCGUGGGCCUUAGCUGACGUAGAAAUUGAACAUGAAUUAGUUAGAUACGACCAAGCAACCGCUUUCUCUCUUGGUGAAGGACCUCUUGUGAUUAUACCGUUGGAUGCUAGGAAAAAUAAUUACCGUAUAGUUAUCAAAAUUGCUGACGAAGAGGAUAAACAUGAUACUAACAACGGUGUUACACAUGGACUCACAAAUGAAAAGCCCAUUACGAUUGAUGAACUGCAGAAAAUAUUUGAUGAAAGAAUUGCUCCGAUUAAAAUGGAACUAAAGAAUCCUGUAUGGAUUUCCAAUUUCAGGAUUAAUGAAAGGAUUGUAAAUAGAUAUCGAACAGGUCGUGCGUUUGUCGCUGGAGAUUCUGCUCACUGUCAUUCGCCAAUUGGAGGUCAAGGCAUGAAUUUAGGAAUUCAGGACGCUCAUAACUUAGCAUUCAAAUUGGUUCUAGCUAUUCGGAAUCAGGUAGUUGACGUUAAUAAAAUUCUUGAUAGCUAUGAACAGGAACGAUAUCCCGUCGGUAAAAAUGUUGUUUCAGGUACUGGCUUUAUUACGAAAAUGUUGGGUAGCAAUGAUAUUAUUACUACAUUCCUCCGAACGCGUGUAGCUCCUUUUAUGUUUCAUUUCUUUCCUCAAGCUACACUUAAUGCUCAAAGUAAUUUACUCCAAAUUCAACUUAAUUACUUGCCUGAGACAUCCGAUAUACUUCACAAGUAUAAACCUCGUUCAGGCACAGAUAACAAAUUGGUCAAAGCAGGUCAUUUCGCAAUGGAUGGACUAUUAAUGAAAAUAAUCCCUCAAAAAAUUCAUGAUCACGUAACUUUGUAUGAUGUUUUACGUUCAACGGCAUUGAAACACACUUUAAUAUUAUUUACUCUAAAAAAGGGUGUCACUGCUGAUUGUAAUCCACUUAUUGAUACGUUAUUAAAGAUCUAUCAUACCUAUAAAACUACUAUCACUCCUAUUAUUAUUUCAUUUCAAGGCGUCGUCCAGACCGCUGAUAUACCAUUCAUGCCAUUCCUAGAAGAAGGCAGAGAACAGCAUAUAUUUGCUGAGUUCAGAUUUGAAUUGCAUGAAAAAUAUGGAAUCACCAAGGAGGUCGGGAAGCAGGCUUUUGUACUUGUUCGACCUGAUUUAUACAUUGCUAGUGCAGUGUAUGAAGAUGAUGUUGAUGAACUGAAAGCAUUUCUAGAUGGUUAUUUGGUCAAGGCAGAUAGAUAG
This is a messenger RNA of Dentiscutata erythropus, 1812 nucleotides long. NCBI's taxonomy places the organism in Eukaryota, Fungi, Glomeromycota, Glomeromycetes, Diversisporales, Gigasporaceae. The record is from the annotation of a GenBank genome assembly.